This is a messenger RNA of Penicillium bovifimosum, 447 nucleotides long. RefSeq lists its product as uncharacterized. The coding region runs from base 1 to 447 and encodes 148 amino acids. The record is from RefSeq and is a predicted model, not a curated record. Lineage: Eukaryota; Fungi; Ascomycota; Eurotiomycetes; Eurotiales; Aspergillaceae. The transcript has a single exon.
AUGCUUCUGAACCCAUUCCGACCAUGCGAGGGCUCUCCAACCGUCCAAGAAGAAUACCGAGGCAGCUACGUACCAAAAGUUAUCAAAACAGAAUUUGGCCUCCAAGUUGUGGCGCCCGAUACGCCAUACGUAGCAGCGGCCGGUCCAGACAAGUUAUACUUCAUCGACACCCGGUUCGAUACCGAGACUGCAAAGCACGUGAAGGAACAAAUCGAGAAGGCAACUGUGCCGAACCCCGACGAGUACAUCGCUAUAGACGAGAUUUCGGCUACGGCGGAAUCGAAGAACGCUACGACUGGCGAAACUACAUUCGUGUUUGACCCCGUCUAUGCCAGGGUGCUGUUUGCAAAGGGCAUCAACAGGCAUAACCCGGAGCUCAAAUUGCCUGAGCUUGAGCCCGGCGAGUGGUUUGUGACAUACGACCUGGAUAAUUGUGCCAAAGAAUAA